Molecule: messenger RNA, 1626 nt
Organism: Thecamonas trahens ATCC 50062
Lineage: Eukaryota; Apusomonadida; Apusomonadidae
Product: ATP-dependent RNA helicase DBP5
Exons: 2
Coding region: 25-1578 (517 amino acids)
Biological process (GO): poly(A)+ mRNA export from nucleus
Cellular component (GO): cytoplasmic stress granule; nucleus
Molecular function (GO): RNA helicase activity; RNA binding; ATP binding
Source: RefSeq, a predicted model, not a curated record
UUCCACUGCUUUUGGUCACCCGUCAUGUCGUGGUCCGAGCAAGUCAAGGCAGAGCAGCAAGCCGCCGAGGCAGCAGUUGCAGCUGCAGCCACAGCUUCAUUCACUCCAACCACUCCUGCUCCUCCACCUUCUUCAGCGAGUGCUGCUGGUGCUUCGGAUGGUGGGAAUGUUGCUGUGGGGGAUGACCCUGAGUUUACUACUUCUGCUGAAAAGAUGGAGGCGCUGAAGAAGUGGGGCCUUGGGUAUGGCCUUGAUAACCGUGAGGCUGAGAUUCAAGUUGCCAUGGCCGACCCGAACUCGCCGCUCUACACCGAUGUUGACUCGUUUGAUGACCUUGGUCUGACGGAUGCCAUUCUUCAGGGCAUUCGGGUCAACAUGAAGUUCAGCAAGCCAUCGGCCAUUCAGGCCAAGGCAUUCCCGCUCAUUCUGGCAGAGCCGCGUUCGAACCUCCUCGCUCAGGCUCAGUCGGGUACGGGCAAGACGGCUGCCUUUGUGGUCGGCAUGCUCUCUGUGGUGGACGGGAGCAACCCGAAGACCCAGUCGCUCUGCCUUACACCGGCUCGUGAGCUUGCGCAGCAAACGUACGGCACCAUCGCAUCGAUGGGUGAGUUUACCGGAUACACCAUGGCGUGCCUGGUGGCGCAGGACAAGGACAAGAAGAAGAAGAAGCGGCGCGGCAAGGCCAAGCCCGGCCCGCCGAUCGACGCCCAGAUUGUGGUGGGUACGCCCGGAACGGUCAUCCGCUGUGCCGACGACGGCUCGCUCAACCUCAGCGACGUCAAGAUGCUCGUCCUCGACGAGGCUGACUACAUGAUUGCCGGCAACAUGGCCGACAACUCGAUCCGCAUCAAGGACAUGCUCCCGGCUGGGGUGCAGAUUCUCAUGUUCUCAGCAACGUUUGACGACGACGUCUGGGAGUUUGCCGCCCACACGGUCGGCAAGUGCAACACCAUCCGGCUGCAGCACAAGGAGGUCCGCCUCAAGAAGAUCAAGCAGUUUACGGUGCUGUGCGACUCGGAUGACGCCAAGUUUGAUGUCAUCUGCGAGAUCUACGCCCGCCUCAGCGUCGGGCAGAUGAUCAUCUUUGUCGACACCAAGGCCACCGCGCAGGACCUUGCCAACAAGCUCACUGCCGCCGGGCACUCGGUCUCGAUGCUCACGUCCAAGCUCUCGCCGUCGGAGCGCGACGCGGCGCUCGACGACUUCCGCGAGGCGCGGACCAAGGUUAUGGUCGCCACCGACGUCCUCGCUCGUGGCAUUGACAUUCAGUCGGUCAACAUUGUCGUCAACCUCUCCAUGCCCACGGACGACGUCGCACGCGUCAUGGCCAACCCGGCGACCUACAUCCACCGCAUCGGGCGUGCAGGCCGGUUCGGCCGCUCCGGCAUCGCCAUCAACCUCAUUCUCAAGAACUCGACCGACGCCAAGAACCUCCAGCGCAUCGAGUCGUUCUACGGCCACAAGACCACUCCGCUCGCUUUUGACGAGAUCCCCUCGCUCGGUGAGGCCUUUACCGUCGACGUCUCUGAAAACGCCCUCGUCGCUCUCGAGAACGACGACGACCAGGGCAUCCUCUAGCCGCGGUGUCACUCACUCGCCAACCAGCGUGUAAAUAGCCGUCCCACC